Penicillium cosmopolitanum is the source of this 825-nucleotide messenger RNA. RefSeq names its product RTA1 domain-containing protein. Gene Ontology annotation, cellular component: membrane. The transcript is spliced from 4 exons. The coding region runs from base 1 to 825 and encodes 274 amino acids. NCBI's taxonomy places the organism in Eukaryota, Fungi, Ascomycota, Eurotiomycetes, Eurotiales, Aspergillaceae. The record is from RefSeq and is a predicted model, not a curated record.
AUGAGCACCAAUAGCAGUGAUGGAGGCACCGACUUCGUUCUUUACCGCUAUAACCCUUCAAUUCCGGCAGCAGUUGUUUUUAUAGCGGUUUUCCUGAUUGCUACAAUUCUGCACUGUAUCCAGCUAUGGCGAUAUCGUACUUAUUUCUUCGUUCCCUUCAUCAUUGGUCUACUCUUUGAAUGCGCUGGCUACACCGCUCGAAUCUUUUCACACUUCGACAACGAAGCCCUCGGUCCAUACAUUGUUCAGACCAUGCUGAUCUUGGUCGCGCCGCCACUUUUCGCUGCCUCUAUCUACAUGACUCUAGGUAGAGUCAUUGUUGCACUCAACUGUCACGAACUCUCGAUCGUACCGGUUCGAUACCUUACAAAAAUAUUUGUGGUCGGAGACGUGAUCUCGUUUCUUCUCCAGUGUGCAGGUGGUGGCUAUAUGUCCGCUGGAACAGCUUCCGCCACGAAUAUCGGUGCAAAUAUCGUCAUUGGAGGUCUUGCUAUCCAGCUUCUUUUCUUUGGGUUCUUCGUUAUCGUAUCCGCUGUUUUCCACUGGCGGGUUAGAAGAAACUCGCCAAAUAUUUCGGAUUCCUCGGAGCGAAGCAAGAAGUGGGAACCCAUAAUGUGGGCUCUCUACUUCGAUCCAUCUUCCGCGUGGCCGAAUUUGUCGAGAGGAAAUGAUGGCUUUAUCAUGAGAAGAGAAUACCUCUUGUACAUCUUCGAUGCUUGUCUCAUGGCUUUGAGUGGAAUUGUGCUGGUCGUCAUAUACCCUGGUUCAUAUAUUAGUCACAACGGGAGCAAGCGGGAUAGCGAACUCCAGCUUAUGUCUAUAUAG